This is a messenger RNA of Didymodactylos carnosus, 1572 nucleotides long. The record is from the annotation of a GenBank genome assembly. Lineage: Eukaryota; Metazoa; Rotifera; Eurotatoria; Philodinida; Philodinidae.
UUUUGCUUAUAAAAAUAUGGCUUUAAGUGUCCUCUAUACGAUGGUGAAAACCGCAGGCCGCUAAGGCCUUUCGUUAAAAAGUUAUUUGAAAAACGGCAACCGGCACGACCUUUCCGUUUCGAUAGUAAUCGAAAUCAUACAUCAAUGUUUUGUAACUCGGAUUUUCAAGGAGAUCUCUGGAGACCUCAGCAUCUAUCUACAGCCAGCUUGAGAAAUCUUUUUUGUUUUCAUAAACAGAAUCAGACUACAAAACCUUGUCAUUCAUGAGAGUUUCAACAGUUCUAGUGAAAAACUAACGAUUUUAGAAGCCAUUAUAUUGUGAGCCUAUCAAAGGGCUAAUCCAUGGAAAACGUGGAAUUCAAUAGCUCAGGAAUGGAAUGAGUUGUAAAGCUGGAACUUUUUAUGAAUAUCACAGACAUAUAGAAGAGCCAUAGAAAGAAAUUUGAGCUCUUAACUACUUUUCUUCGUAGAGUUAUGAAUUAUUUUCGGUAGAAAAAAGUAGAAAAAUCGCUCUAAUUUUUGAAGGAUGAAUCAUCGGCCGAAAUCCUUUUUGGCUUUUUACAACCUCGGUAUUCUCUAUCGAUCGACGUAUGAAUGAAUGAAAGCGGAGGGGUACAUGUUCAUAGGUUUCCUCGUAAGCAGUUUAAAAUCCAGUGGAAAAUGAAAAAAUCGUUCUUUUAAGAUUUUGCGAUUUUCGACAACUUUUGGAAAAUGUUCUUUGAACAGUUGGUUUAGAGGUCCUUACGCAAGAAAAAGCCAUUCAAAAAAGUUUGAUCUAAUAUGAUGCAAUUGGAAGCCAUGCUCUUCAGUUUUUGGGAGGGUUAAUUAGUUGUUGAAUGGCGUUAAGAAACGUACUAAGAACAACUGAUUCACAGUAGUGAUUCAGCUGAUAGCGCGACCGAUCUUUCAAAGCUUAUUAGUCUAGUUUCAGUAGCUCUAUAUGCACUAUAAGUUGGUUAGUUAGCCAAAAGACCCUCACCUUUCGAUGUAGGGUGAAGAUCAAAAAGUAUAGAAAACAAGUGCGUUUUUGUUCUUUUCAUGAUCUUUUUCUGGAGCGAGAAGAGUAGGCAGCUAAUAAUAGGUAGCUGAUCUAAGAGGUAUUAGUAGAGCAGGAGUUUCACCCAUUGCUCGAAAAUAGCAGCGAGCCCCUUUGGGUGCUCAUACACUCCGACAGGCAAAUUAACUGUAAGAUACUUAUGGCUUAAGCAAAGUAAUUCUAGGUCAUUUUGAAUUCAAUUAUGAAGUUUUACACGAUAAACUAGUGAGCUCAUGUCGAUAUCAAAUUGUGUUAUACCGUCUUUCACUAAAGUUUUGAAUACAAACUUUUUGGUUAAAUCACGUAUAUCAUAAUUUUUAUAUUUAUUUUUUGUCGUUUUAGAUGAUGAAAAUCAACUAAUAUUGAAACAUCCAGCAGAAGAAACUAAUAGUGAAAUGUUAUCGUAUUGGAAAGAAUUAUUACCACAACGAUUCCAUUAUAAACAAAUAAUGUUUAAUGGCAGCACAAAAGUAAAGGAAUCAAAUGGUGCUGUGAAUGCUAUCAUGGAAAAUUUAAUAAGUUUAGAAUUAGUUUAG